Messenger RNA from Suncus etruscus (white-toothed pygmy shrew), 779 nucleotides. It is a transcript of the gene SDF2L1, whose product is annotated as stromal cell derived factor 2 like 1. The transcript is spliced from 3 exons. The coding region runs from base 1 to 660 and encodes 219 amino acids. The record is from RefSeq and is a predicted model, not a curated record. Lineage: Eukaryota; Metazoa; Chordata; Mammalia; Eulipotyphla; Soricidae.
AUGUGGCUCGCGGGCGGCGGCGGGGCUCUCGGGCUGGCGCUGCUGGUGGCGGCCGUGGCGGUGCGGAACGGUGGCGCCGCCAAGGCGGGCGAGGGGCUCGUGACGUGCGGGUCGGUGCUGAAGCUGUUCAACACGCAGCACCGGGUGCGGCUCCAUUCCCACGACAUCAAAUACGGAUCCGGCAGCCGCCAGCAGUCGGUGACCGGCGUGGACGCAUCGGAUGACGCCAACAGCUACUGGAGGAUCCGCGGAGGAGCGGACGGCGGGUGCCCACGCGGGGCCCCAGUGCGCUGCGGGCAGGCGGUGCGGCUGACACACGUGCUCACCGGCAAGAACCUGCACACACACCACUUCUCGUCUCCGCUGUCCAACAACCAGGAGGUGAGCGCCUUUGGCGAAGAUGGCGAGGGCGAUGACCUGGACCUGUGGACCGUCCGCUGCUCGGGGCAGCACUGGGAGCGGAAGGCCUCUGUGCGUUUCCAGCAUGUGGGCACCUCCGUUUUCCUGUCAGUCACCGGGGAACAGUAUGGGAGCCCCAUCCAUGGGCAGCAAGAGGUGCACGGCAUGCCCAGUGCCAACGCACACAACACCUGGAAGGCCAUGGAAGGCAUCUUCAUCAAGCCCAGCCCGGAGCCCUCUGCAGGUCACGAUGAACUCUGAGCCUGGGGGCCUCGGCGGAUGCAGGGAACAGGGCAGAGGGCCACAGAGCCACUCUUGGUACAGACUGUGGGUUUGAGGGAGUUCUCAAGUGCCUUGAUUAAAGAAGACCCGUCAAUGUG